Messenger RNA from Polypterus senegalus (gray bichir), 3435 nucleotides. RefSeq names its product family with sequence similarity 114 member A1 (gene fam114a1). The transcript is spliced from 15 exons. The coding region runs from base 230 to 1900 and encodes 556 amino acids. The record is from RefSeq and is a predicted model, not a curated record. Lineage: Eukaryota; Metazoa; Chordata; Cladistia; Polypteriformes; Polypteridae.
GGAGCGGGGGCGCGCAUCCUGGCGUCAGACGCGAAGCUCCUGAGGAACUGGAAACCUCUAGGAAAGUUGCGACUACUCCACAGUAAAAACUAACAGAUCGCAAACGUUAAAUUCAAAUAAGAAUUAAAAUGAAAUGCUGAAGAUUUGUUUUCACACCAGCAAACGAGGAAUGUUUGCAUCCUUCAAAGUCAAUUGCAGAUGCUGAAGAAGUCGUAAUCUAUGAAUAAAAAUGUCACAGGCUGAGGCAGUUGACAGUGUUACUGCUGAACUGAGCAGUCAGCUGUCCCUCUCCCACACUGAGCAUGUGGCAAGUAUAAAAGAUGAAGGCCACCAUAAUGAAGCCUUAGAUGCAGAAAAUGUGCCCUCUGACCUGGGACAAAAAGAAAGUUCUUCUGUGGAGGGCAUUGAUCUUCAAUCUGAGGAUGUAAUUUUCCCAAAGCAUGGCAUCAGGGAGGAACUGGAUGAAGGAGCACUGCCUCCAAGCUCAGGACUGCCAAAGAAUCAAGAGACAGAAUGUAGUGAAUUACUGAACCUUGAGGUCAAACUGUCCGAAUUAGAUACAGGAGAAAACAGAGAGAAUGAACAGAUACAAACUACUUUAACCUCAGGAAAAGGUUGGGGAUCCUGGGGAAAGUCUAUUUUGACAACAGCAACAUCCACCAUAGGGCAUGGAAUAACUGCUGUAAAAGAGAAAGCGGGGGCUACCCUCAGAAAACAGAACAUCUCUUCUUUAGCAGAGGAAAGUAAAGAGCAUGAAAUAAAUCAGACUGUAGAAUCAGAUGACUCUGGAGAUCAUAUGCCAAAAGAGCUUCCUGCCUCUUCCCCUUCAGCAGGAUCUCAUGGAAUGUUUUCAGCAAUUACAAGUGCGGGUAAGUCGGUGAUCUCUAGUGGUCUUGGCGCACUGGAGUUUAUUGGUAAGAAAACAAUGACUGUUCUGGCUGAGAAUGACCCUGGCUUCAAAAAGACUAAAAUACUUAUGGAAAAAACUGCAACAUUAUCACAGAUGUUAAGGGAGGCAAAAGAAAAGGAAAAGGAGAGGAUUGCCAAUCAAGUUGUAAUGGAGAAAACAGCUCAUUAUGGAAUACUGUUUGAUGAAUAUCAGGGUCUUUCCCAUCUGGAGGCAUUGGAGAUUCUGUCUAAUGAGAGUGAACUGAAGGUUCAGUCAUUUCUCAUGUCUUUGGAAGGAGAAAUAUUAGAAGUUAUGAAAAGAGACUUGGUUGCAAUUAAGGAGAUUUUCCUGGUUAAGGAUUCUGAGAAAAGUGAAGAUGAAGAGAAGGAGCAAAAAGAGACUGGGUGUGAUGGAGAGGAGUUUGUAAGUGUACUAACUGAACUGCUAUUUGAACUACAUGUUGCUGCUACUCCAGACAAAUUAAAUAAGGCUAGAAAAAGAGCUCAUGAUUGGGUAAAAGACGUUUAUUCUUUAAGAAGUGAAUAUAAUGAAAAGCAAGUUGAGGAGAACAAUGAUCCUGUGUUUGAAGGACAGAAAAAUGGGAAAGUUGGUCAGAAUAAUGCAAAAUCAGUGGAGGAUAUCUAUUUAUCAUCAAUUGAAAGUUUAGCUGAAGUAACAGCUCGCAGCAUUGAGCAGCUACAUAAAGUUGCAGAAUUGAUUCUUCAUGGACAAGACAUAGAGAAGCCUGCUCUUGAUCAAGCCCAACUCCUUAACACGUUGACAGAAGCUAUGUGCAAAGAAGUUUCAUCCCUCAGAAAGAAGUUUAUAGAUGCUUUGACUUCAUCUGGGAGCAAAGAGAAGGCAGAGGUAUUAAAUCCAUGGAUUAAUGGAGUCAUGCUGGAGGGCUCAAACAGCAUCACAUAUAUACAGGAUGCCUUCCAGUUACUACUUCCAGUGUUGCAGAUUUCACAUAUACAGAUCACUAGUUUGCGGACAGACAGUGCACUUUAGCCUGUUGAGUACAGUGGAGGAAAUUGAGAUUGAGAUGUUUGGCAGUAAUGUCAUUGCAUCUGUUUGAAAUACUGACAGAGGAAUUAUGCUGACAUUCAUUAAUGUAUAUUGUUUAGCAAUUGUAUAGUAAUUCUGCAAAUUUCAAGGGCAUAUUUAGCUUAUAUUGCUCUUUGAGCAUGCCAUAGUUCUACAGAUAGUUCAGAUUAUUAUUUUCAAUAUUGGAUAAGAACAUUGCAUUCAGAAUUAUAGGACAUAAUAGCAGUUUUAUAUAAAGAAUAUAAACAUAUAGUAUGUACACACAGAAAUAUUUGCACCGUGAGAAACAGUCAUGUCAAGGAAAGUAUCAGUUUGGUUAAACAGCUGCGUUUUGUUGUCUACAGCAUUACGGCCAACAAGGGGUUACUACUGUAUGUGUUUGAACAGUCUCGCUUUGAUGGAUGGAAGUACAGUAACUUAUUAUCUUUCACUUUCAUAAUGAACUGCUAUCUCAGUAUUGCAAUCAACUGAAUUUAGGAUAUUGCUUUACAGUGAAGCACACUUUGAUGUUAAACAUAUACAAUCUGAUGACUUAAAGCCAGAAUUACACAUUGAGUAUAAUGUUAUAAUUAAAUUAUUUGUCUUUGUAAAAAUGUGAUGGAGAAGAUAUUUAAUGAUCUGUCCUAUAUGACUUUGUCAGUAUUAUUUUUCCAUUUUGGUCAUGUGUGUAAAACUCACAGUUUUCAUUAAUAUAUCUGUUGAACAUAAAUUAAUAAGAAGAUCACUGGAUAUAUACAUGCAGCAUCUUAGCAUGGCUGCUUUUCAAGAAACAGCAGACAUUGUUUAAAAAAAAAAUAUAUAUAUAACAUGGUAACAAAAAUAAAAACAUACAAUGGUAAGGUGUUAGCGCAAUUGUUCUUCUGCAGUGUGUUAUUCUGGGAUAUAUUAUAGAGUAUGUAUGUAUUUAUUCCAUUUCAUUUUUGAUGAAUUGAAAAUAGUUAAGUAUAGUGUUCUCUAGAUACAUUAUAAAAAAUGUUUGGUUUAAUUAAAAUAUGUUCUACUUUAACUUGUUACUACAACUAGAUUAAUAGCAUAAAGCUUUUCAUCAUACUACACAAUGUGUUUUAAAGCAGAGUAUCUGAGUGACCAAACAUUUUAAUGCGUCUGGUUAUGGAUGAGCCUGGCAUUGUUAUAAAUUGAAUAACUGUUUGUGUGAGACUUAUUUCUGUGUCAUACAGGUUUAAACAAAUAGAACAAAUAGCUCAUAAUUUCUGCUUUGUGUGCUUUGGCAAAAAAAGAAAUAAAAGUGUGACGUUGAGUACUGUACUUUACAAAACAAAGAAAGAUUGUACCAUAUUGUAGGGAAGGACUUACAUAAACAGUUCACAGUGUAGUGCUAGAAAUGACAACACUAAAUAAAUAAGAGGAAAAAAUAUGCAUUAGUCUUCUCAUUACAAAAUGACACUGUAAAAAGAUGGAAAAAGGAUUUUCUGAAGUCACUAAUAUAUAUGCCAAAUAAUCUGAAACAUUAAUAAAAUUAAUUUAGUUGUUUUUUCCAA